CAAAUACCCCUCCAAUCGGUUGCCAGAAACAUGUCUGAAAAACCAAGCACCACUCCCCUCCUACUGACAUUUCCAUGGCGGCCAAAACCCAACUCUUCUUUUCCACUCUUGUACUCUGUUUCUUCAUUUCCCUCCAUAAUGCCCAACAUGAUCUCCAAACCUACAUAAUCCAACUCCACCCACUUGGAAUCACCACCACUUCUCAUUCCUCCAAGCUUCAUUGGCACCUCUCACUCCUCCAACGAUCUCUUUCAUCCCAAGAUGACCCUUCUUCUCGCCUUCUCUACUCUUAUCACUCCGCCAUGGAAGGCUUCGCAGCUCGCCUGUCUAAAAACGAGCUCGAUUCAUUGCAAAAGUCAUGCGAUGUCAUAGCAAUUAGACCAGACCGGCGGCUUGAGAUACACACUACUUACUCUUACAAGUUCUUGGGACUAAACCCCACCGAUCAAGGUGCUUGGUUUAAGUCUGGAUUUGGCCGAGGAUCGAUAAUUGGGUUGCUCGACACUGGAGUUUGGCCUGAGAGCCCGAGCUUUGAUGAUCGUGCAAUGCCUCCGGUUCCCAAGAAGUGGAGAGGGAUUUGCCAAGAAGGCCAAAACUUUAGUUCUUCCAAUUGUAACAGAAAGAUUAUUGGCGCGAGGUUCUUCAGCAAAGGUCACAAUGUGGCUUCAUCCUCACCGUCAGCAAACACUGUUGUCGAAUACACAUCGCCUCGAGAUUCUCAUGGACAUGGGACUCACACAUCAUCGACCGCUGGCGGGGCUGCGGUUUCAAUGGCGAGCGUGAUGGGAAAUGGAGCCGGAGUGGCUCGAGGGAUGGCACCCGGGGCCCACAUUGCCAUCUACAAGGUUUGCUGGUUCAAUGGCUGUUACAGCUCCGAUAUAUUGGCAGCAAUGGAUGUGGCAAUUAGAGAUGGAGUUGACAUACUCUCCCUCUCUUUAGGCGGUUUCCCAUUACCGCUCUAUGAAGAUAGCAUUGCUAUUGGGAGUUUUCGAGCUAUGGAGCAUGGAAUUUCAGUUGUAUGUGCAGCUGGAAAUAAUGGCCCAAUCGAAAACUCAGUGGCCAACGAAGCUCCUUGGAUUGCUACCAUCGGUGCUAGCACACUAGACAGAAGAUUUCCCGCCAUAGUUCGAUUGGGUAAUGGAAAAUUGUUAUAUGGGGAAUCCAUGUACCCAGGAAAUCGAAUACCAGGUGCUGAGAGAGAGCUCGAGGUGAUUUAUGUAAGUGGUGGGGAGAGGGGAAGUGAAUUUUGCCUCACAGGGUCUCUUCCAAGAGCAACAGUCCAUGGCAAAAUGGUGGUUUGUGAUCGAGGUGUCAAUGGCAGGGCAGAGAAAGGUCAGGUUGUGAAAGACGCUGGAGGUGCUGCAAUGAUCUUAACGAACACAGCACUAAAUUUGGAGGAAGACUCUGUUGAUGCCCAUGUACUUCCAGCAACUUUGAUUGGCUUCAAUGAAUCAAUCGAGCUAAAGAGUUAUAUGAACUCUACUAGGAGACCGAGAGCAAGAAUUAUUUUUGGAGGAACUGUCAUUGGGAGAUCAAGAGCACCAGCAGUAGCUCAGUUUUCGUCAAGAGGACCGAGUUUCACCAACCCUUCGAUCCUCAAACCAGAUGUGAUUGCUCCUGGGGUGAACAUCAUCGCUGCCUGGCCUCAAAACUUGGGCCCCAGUGCUCUUCCAGAAGAUUCUAGACGAGUGAACUUCACUGUCAUGUCGGGGACUUCCAUGGCUUGUCCACAUGUCGGUGGAAUUGCUGCUCUGAUCCACUCAGCUCAUCCAACAUGGACCCCGGCAGCUAUUAAAUCUGCAAUCAUGACAACAGCGGAAAUCACAGACCAUUCAGGAAGGCCAAUAAUGGAUGGAGACAAACCUGCAGGAGUUUUUGCAACUGGAGCUGGACAUGUAAACCCCGAGAGAGCCAUCAAUCCAGGACUGGUAUAUGAUAUCAGGCCAGAUGACUAUAUCACUCAUCUGUGCACCCUGGGAUACACAAAAUCAGAAAUUUUUGCAAUUACUCACAGGAAUGUGAGUUGCCAUGAGACUUUGCUGGAGAACAGGGGUUUUAGCCUCAAUUAUCCCUCGAUUUCAGUAAUUUUCAAGCACGGGAAGAUGAGUAAGGUGAUUAAAAGGCAAUUGACAAAUGUAGGGAGUCCUAAUUCCAUUUACUCAGUGGAAGUAGUGGAACCUGAAGGAGUCAAAGUAAGAGUUAAACCGCAAAGACUAAUAUUCAAACAUACGAACCAGAACUUGAGUUACAGAGUUUGGAUUAUUUCAAGGAAGAAAAUAACAACACAAAAUAUGAGCUCUGCUCAAGGGCAUUUGAUAUGGGUGCACUCUGACAAAGGUCUUUCCAGGGUUAGAAGCCCUAUUUCAGUGACAUGGGCAUCUCAGAAGCAACAGCAGUAAUUAUGGUGGCUGCAAUAAUAGCAGUAGUAAUGUCAGCUUAUAAUACCUUCUGGUUUUUGACUUGGAAGGUUGAGACCAAUGAAGAUCUGAUGAUCAUUUUGUAUUUUGAAUUCUAGAAGAGGAAACUAGGGCACAAUUUUAUCAUUCAAUAAAGACAGAAGAAUUUAAUAUAA
This is a messenger RNA of Camellia sinensis, 2572 nucleotides long. It is a transcript of the gene SDD1, whose product is annotated as Subtilase family protein. Gene Ontology annotation, biological process: proteolysis. Lineage: Eukaryota; Viridiplantae; Streptophyta; Magnoliopsida; Ericales; Theaceae. The record is from RefSeq and is a predicted model, not a curated record. Gene Ontology annotation, molecular function: serine-type endopeptidase activity.